This is a messenger RNA of Dipodomys ordii (Ord's kangaroo rat), 1051 nucleotides long. RefSeq names its product enoyl-CoA delta isomerase 1 (gene Eci1). Gene Ontology annotation, molecular function: enoyl-CoA hydratase activity. Gene Ontology annotation, cellular component: mitochondrion. The record is from RefSeq and is a predicted model, not a curated record. The coding region runs from base 7 to 738 and encodes 243 amino acids. Gene Ontology annotation, biological process: fatty acid beta-oxidation. Lineage: Eukaryota; Metazoa; Chordata; Mammalia; Rodentia; Heteromyidae. The transcript is spliced from 5 exons.
GCCGUGAUGAAGUUCAAGAACCCUCCGGUGAACAGCCUGAGCCUGGAGCUCCUCACGGAGCUGGUCAUCAGCCUGGAGAAGCUGGAGAAUGACAAGUCCUUCCGUGGUCUCAUCCUGACUUCAGACCGCCCCGGCAUCUUCUCUGCCGGCCUGGACCUGAGGGAGAUGUGCGGGCGGAACCCGGCCCACUAUGCCGAGUACUGGAGAGCGGUGCAGGAGCUGUGGCUGAGGCUCUAUCUGUCCAACAUGGUGGUGAUCUCGGCCAUCAACGGCGCCUCUCCUGCCGGGGGCUGUCUGAUGGCUCUCUGCUCAGACUACAGAGUCCUGGCUGACAACCCCAAGUACAAUAUAGGACUGAAUGAGACCCUGCUUGGCAUCGUCGCCCCCUUCUGGUUCAAAGACACGUUAGUGAACACCAUCGGGCACCGGACGGCAGAGCGGGCCCUACAGCUCGGACUGCUCUUCCCCCCUGCAGACGCCCUGCAGGUGGGCAUGGUGGACCAGGUGGUACCCGAGGACCAGGUGCAGAGCAAAGCCCUCUCCGUGAUGGCCCAGUGGCUGGCCAUCCCAGAACAUGCUCGACAGCUGACCAAGAACAUGAUGCGCAAAGCCACAGCAGAUCUCCUGAUCAAACAGCGUGAGGCCGACAUCCAGAACUUCGUCAGCUUCAUCUCCAAAGACUCCAUCCAGAAGUCCCUGCACAUAUACUUAGAAAAGCUCAAACAAAAGAAAGGUUAAGCUCAGCUGCAGACGGGUUUCAAGCCCACCAGGAGAGUCCUCAGGGCCGCUCAAGGUUCUCUGGGGGUCAAGCAAGGGAUUUUUCAGCUUACAAAGCCCUCUCACUUUACAUUUCCUGAUUGUCUUAGAUGGAAGGCCCUCCACCUUCCCGCCUGACAGGACAGGGUAUGGACUUUGGAAAUGAGUGGCAAGGGGACACUGUAUACGUUUGUACUUGAGUGUCCCCUGUCCCAAAGCAGAAUUGUAAAUAAAGUCCUUUUGACCUGUCCUACCCUCCCUGCCUGCUGGACAGGGAGUCCAGGCAGUUUAGGAA